Messenger RNA from Schistosoma haematobium, 3210 nucleotides. RefSeq lists its product as uncharacterized. Gene Ontology annotation, biological process: transmembrane transport. The record is from RefSeq and is a predicted model, not a curated record. Gene Ontology annotation, molecular function: transmembrane transporter activity. Gene Ontology annotation, cellular component: membrane. Bases 1188 to 2864 code for a protein of 558 amino acids. The transcript has 10 exons. NCBI's taxonomy places the organism in Eukaryota, Metazoa, Platyhelminthes, Trematoda, Strigeidida, Schistosomatidae.
CUUAUAGAUGACUUUGAAAUACUAACUAUACUUUAUUGUCGCUUACAAAUUGAGACUAUAUCUCAUCGAGAUGCAAUCUAUGUUAUUGAAAGCAAUCACUUCGUGAUGCUUUUAUACAAAUAGUUUGUUUAUUUUGUCAUGUCACCUCCAUCAUUAACACUGAAAUAUGAGUGAAGACAACGGGAGUUUAUUCAGGAGUAUUAUGUCUUUGAUAACUGUAUAAUUCUAUCAUAUUUAAAAGUUGAAGAAAUCUACAUGUUCAUCCACAUUCCUUGUGCUAUGGAAUGAAUUUUCCUUGAAAAUUCAGCUGUAUUCAAGAUAAUGGCUAAUUGUGGAAGAAUAAAUCAUUCUAAUUUCUUUACAAACAAAUGUUGGUGCGUCAGGUGUCGUAAACUUGGUCUGCCAAAGUUUCUGUAGUGAAACAUGCAGGGAGAUUUGUCUCGGAAGUGAUUAAUAACUUAAAUGAACUAGGUCAUUUUUUAUAAUGUUGAGAAUACUAAUGCGCGACAAACGGACAUUGAGUGCAAAUUAACAUACUAUUCGCUUACUAUGGAUCUGUAACGACAAUAGUUUUUGGUUGACAACAGAAGAAAAAGACGAAUAUAAAGAAACCUUCUAUACCCAAUUAUGUUGGUAAUUAGAGAUUAUGAAAUGACUGAACUAAUAUUCCAAAAGGUGGCUUUCAUAACUUUUCAUCACUUCAUCUCUAUUCCGCUCUUCUCAUCACCAAACAUGUCAGAAACUAAUUUUCCAUUUAUUUAUAUCCAGGUUUUACGCAAUAAGAUUGUAACUACAUAGUUAAAAUGACCUACUAAAUAGAGUUCAUUCAGUUUAUUCAUAAAACAUGUUGUCAAUGUCUCAGAGUAUGUAACGUGAUCACGCAUAUCACACGUGAAUAAAUGAUUGGCUAUUUGAUUUGAUUUACUACUCAAUGUUUUCAAUUUCAUUUUGCAUAGCCAAUAAAGAUUGUGUUUUUAAAAACAUCCAUCUUCAUCAGCUGCUAAUCAAAAUAUAAAGAAUACACAGUGAACUACUUUAGGAUAAAGUUGUUUAAAAAAAACAUAUUUUUAUGUAGUUUACUCAAGCACAUGAAAUAGGAAAGCCUAUUCAAGUGAAUAUAUGAAAACUACCAGAACAAUUUCAAUAGCCAAAUUCUAACAAACUCACGCAACUGUUUAAUUGUGAUCAUGACUGACUCCAAGCAUAAGUCACUGAAAAUUAGGGUAAUUGGUCUACUUGUAAUCAUAACAGUGACUUUAUAUCUUGCUGUUGAGUUAAAUCUGUUUAUCUCUGAUCAAUAUGUGUUUUAUAGCGCUGUCACUGAACAAGGUCUUCCCUACUACACAAAGAAGGAAAGACAACGAUAUAAAAAUAUAUCAGAUGUGGAUAAACAUAAACUCAAGUUGGCUCAGAAAAAAGCUGCAACUCUUGAAGCGGCUUCAAACUCAGUUCGUAUAACAAUUGGAUUGAUUACCACUUUAUUAGUGGGUUAUUUGUCUGAUCGAUACGGUCGUCGAGCAGCGUUUGGAAUUUUAUUAGUCGGUGAGGUCUUGCAUGUUGGUGUAACUGGUCUUAUUGUGUUGUUGAAGCUGAAUAUGUGGCUGAUUUUACUCCCUGGACUUUUGGAAGCAAUUUUCGGUGGUGGUCUCUUAUCACUCUUUGCUCAGGUUGCCACAAUCCAAGUAGACGUUUGUCAUCUAUCCAUGAAAUAUUCAAUGGAAAAAACAGAUAAAAAGAAUGUUAAGUCCUCUGAUAAACAAAUGUGGAUAUUAUUUACAAUUUUUGAUGGAAUAGCUGCAUUAUGCGUAUCAGCAGGAUCACCGAUUGGAGGAGCAUUAAUCUAUCACUAUGGAUUUCAAGUAGCCAUGUUCACAUCAUUAGGUUUACUUGUUCCAAGCUUAAUUUUAGUAUUCUGUUUACCCGAAACGAAUAAAAACAAAAGCAAACCAACUGUUGUACGAGACGAAGAGCCUUUUGAUGAAGUAAACAAUGAUGAUCCAAAUGAAGAUACUCGAAGUAUACCAAUGGAAUUCGAAAGGACGUUAACAAGUAGAGUGACAGAUGCAUUUCAACGUCUGAAAAAUUUAGAUCCUGUGGUGAUUAUGAUUCUGUCAAUGGUUCUACUUGGUUCAGUGUCAGCUUUAGCGGACUUACAGUAUGUUGCUGUUUAUUUAAUGGGACCUCCAUUCUUGUGGAGUCCAGAAACCGUUGGACUAUAUUCUGGCGUAACUGAUGUGAUAUCAGCUUUCAUCUCAAUUAUCUGUACUAUCCUAAUUAUCAAAUUUGACGAAAAGCGAAAGGCCAAAGCUCUCACAGAACAAAAUACCACAAACAACAGUGAUCGAAAUCAUUAUACACGUCAAAUGCAUUUACUUAUUACAGUUUUUGCUGCAUCAGUUAUAAUGUUAAUGGUGAAUCGUUCAGUAGUCGGAGUAGCUUAUCGAUUUCAACUACCAACUGCGAAUAUUUUAAUUUAUAUCGCUUCCAUUCCCAGAUUGAUGAAAAGCUUCCUUGUUCCAAUAAUUCGAACAAUGCUUUCCAUUAGUGUCCAUUCAAGUAUACAAGGCAUUAUGCAAUCGAUUGCCGCAUUUGUCUCUCGAAUCGGUUUACUCAUCAGUUUAACAGCACUUCCUGCAAUAUAUGCUGGAACAGUACUGAUAUUUCCAGGAACAGUAUUCAUCGUUGUUGUCAUAAUAAUGGCAAUAACACUCAUUAUUGACUUAUUAUUACCAUUCGUGAUGAAGAAACAAAAUUCCAAAUUAAAAGCUGCUGAAUUAAACAAUCUUCAUAAUGUAAAAGAAGGUGAAGCAGGAGAAGUGACAAAAUCAGAUGAUAUUGUCAAUUAUAUUGGAGAUAUGUUUUAAUAAUUUCUUAUCUUAUAUGUUAAUUAUCAAUAAAAUUCACUAAUUGUAAUUAUUUAAUUUAAAACGCAUAUACUAGAAUAUUACGUGAAGUAUUAUUUCAAAGAACAUUUCAUUAUACUGAAUCAUCUAUUGAUGUUGUAAUAACAUUAUUUCUUUAGUUUUAUCUUUCUAGAAAUGACAAUACGUCUGAUGCCAUGAAUAUGAUUGAUUACGUAAAUAUAUUAAAUUACUUGUCAAAUAGUCAGAAUUUUUGUUACUUUUCUAUGUAGACAAUGAUAUUGAUUCUAUCAUAAGACAUUGAAUUGUAGUAAUUUCAAUAAAAAUUAUAAUUAAAGGUUUAUUCAAU